GGGAUGCCCGAGGCUCCGCGCGGUGCGGGAAAGACCUGGGCUCCGGGAGCGAGCGUCUGUCUCUUUAAAUGCCAGGGGCUGCGCUCCCGCCCUGGGAGCCGGGAGCCGGAUCUACAAUCCCGUCCCUCCCGCUUCGGCGCUUGUUGCUCGCCCGGCCCGACCGGGAGCUGCAGCCGCCGGGCACCGAGACUGCUUCCUUCUUCUUCUGGAGAGCCCCACCUCCCCGGGAGCCGGUUGAGGGGGAGAAACAGCCCCAGCAGGAGGGAAAAGGUGCCGUGUGAAGAGGCAUCACUCCCCCCCUUCAAGUCUUACGCGGGGGCAAGACAUGCGCCGCUCCCCCCUGCCCAGCCUCGCAGCCGCCUGCGCCUGGAGAGGAGAGACUGCGGAGCCCACACCUGCAAACUCGUCCUAGAAGUCUCAGGGUGCGGCUGGGGACCCCUCCCAAUUCCCCUCGGCCUCCACCUCUCCGCGGGUGGUCUCAGCCCCGGUCCGGGGACCUGUGCCAAUGACCCUAGUGGUGGUUUCGCUUUCUCCUCUUUCGGCGGUGUGAACGUGUGUCCACGGCGUGAUGGGCAACCAGGUGGAGAAACUGACCCACCUAAGUUAUAAGGAAGUUCCCACUGCCGACCCGACUGGAGUGGACCGGGAUGACGGGCCCCGAAUCGGAGUCUCCUACAUCUUCUCCAAUGACGACGAGGACGUGGAGCCCCAGCCGCCGCCCCAGGGCCUGGAUGGCGGUGGCGGCGGUUUGCCCGACAGCGGGGACGGGCCGCCCCUGCCCCCGCCACAGCCCUAUGACCCACGGCUGCACGAGGUGGAGUGCUCCGUGUUCUACCGCGACGAGUGUAUCUACCAGAAAAGCUUCGCUCCAGGCUCCGCCGCCCUGAGCACCUACACGCCAGAGAACCUGCUCAACAAGUGCAGGCCUGGCGACCUGGUGGAGUUUGUGUCGCAGGCGCAGUACCCGCACUGGGCUGUUUACGUGGGCAAUUUCCAGGUGGUGCACUUGCACCGGCUGGAGGUGAGCAACAGCUUCCUGACGGACGCCAGCCAGGGCCGGCGCGGCCGCGUGGUGAAUGAUCUGUACCGCUACAAGCCGCUGAGCCCCAGCGCUGUGGUGCGCAACGCGCUGGCGCACGUGGGCGCCAAGGAGCGCGAGCUGAGCUGGCGCAACUCUGAGAGCUUCGCCGCCUGGUGCCGCUACGGCAAGCGUGAGUUCAAGAUCGGUGGGGAGCUGCGCAUUGGCAAGCAGCCUUACCGGCUGCAGAUCCAGCUCUCUGCGCAGCGCAGCCACACACUCGAAUUUCAGAGCCUGGAGGACCUGAUCAUGGAGAAACGGCGCAACGACCAGAUAGGGCGCGCCGCGGUGCUACAGGAGCUGGCCACGCACCUGCACCCCGCGGAGCCGGACGAGGGCGACAGCGACGCCGCGCGGACUACGCCGCCUCCCGGGCGCCCCCAGGCGCCGGGCCAAGAGGAGGAGGACCGAGAGGCGGUGGUGCACUGACAGGCGAGCUGAGUGCGGAGCUGCGUGAGGGAGCCUUUGCAGCAGCCGCUGCCCCCUCCCUUCUCUCCCUCCCUCCUCCACCAUCUUCUGGGUCCCAACUGGGCUCCUGGGCCAUUUGGAAAACGGAGAGUUGGCGAAAAGCGCUGCCAGCUGUGGCUUGAGUUUGUUAUCUUGGACGGAGGAGGAAGAGGGAGCAGGUAGGAGCAUUUUGGCUGGGGGCGCUUCUUGGCUUCUUGCCUGCCCGUUCAAUCUGUCUUCCUUUCCGAGGUGAGGCACAUUUUGGACUUGCCAGAUAUUAAGUACCUGCCGGACAUGGGUCCAAAAAUCGCCCCUUCUUAUGCACGCAGGGGUGGAGCAAAGUUCUGAGUACCAGUAUCUGCCAUUGCCUUCUGCCCGCUUCCCCUCCUACCCUAGGCUUGGAGGAUACACUGUACCAAGGCCAGAGCAAGUUUGUGGUGGUGCUAACCCCUAGGAGCAGUGUGAGGGAACUGGGAAGUUGGGAUGAUUUAUGUUAUGGUUUUCCUGGGGUGCAGGGCUGGUGGAACCAGGACCCAUCUAGGAACAGCAGACUGAAACAAAGGAGCCCCCUGUGAAGUGUAACAAAUGAUUGAGUAAUCUUGGGCUGCAAAACAAAGACUUUGCUACCUCCCCCCUUUCCAUCCCUGAGCGGUUUGUCUUCUGAAGUUGGCCUCCUGCAUCGCAGGCCAGCCACUUUCCAGGUUACAAGUAAAUCCUUGCCACAGGCCCGUUAAGGGAAGGAUUCAUUUUUGCUUCCGUUCUGUCGCCUUUGUUUUCCUCGCCCACUGUUGUAGGUUGUAGGCACUUACAGCUGCGUUAUUAGUUCUAAGAGGGAAUAGGCCUUUGUGUCUCUUUUCUAAUGAAACUUGCUUGACCAUGUUCAUCCACAGGCCACACUGUGAGGCUGGCUGCUGCCACCGCAUAAAGUAUCCACUACAGAAACAGCCAAACAGGGUUGCCCUGGCAGGAAUUUGUCAAUUUCCUGUUCAUUCCCUGACCUAAUCCCCUUCCCGAAUAGUGAAAGUACCUUUUUUUUCUUUUUUUUUUCUUUUUUUUAAAUUUAAGUGGAAGGCUUUGGUGGUGGUCUUCCAACUUUUUUUCCCCCUCACUGCCCCAUCUCCGUGGCUCUCACUCUUACUUUUCUGCUGGUGGUGAAAUCUUAGGCUUGAGGCAUAUUUCAGUGACAAAGUUGUUAUUUUGCUAGCCACACUCAAUGUGAUUUAAUUCAAGUUGUAAAGUCUUGUUAUAUUGCUGCAGUCUCCUUGUUGCUUGGAGAGCACUCCUUCAGAAUGCUCUCAAUGAAGAGAGGUGACAGCAGUCACAAAUAAAUGCCACCUGGUGUAGUCAGUACCAAAUCUGGUGAAGGUCCUUAAAGCCUAGGUUGGUGAUUGUGGGAUGUGUCUGAAGCAGGCUGGCUGAUUCUGUCUGGAUCUGCUGCUGUGUUUGCUUUACUGUGAGACUCUAAAAAUAUGUCCAGUUUGUCCUUUGUUUUCAUGUGUGCUCUUUGAUGAUGUGUGCCCUUGAUCUCAGAAUCCUCUGCUGUACAAUGGCACUGCUAACGCUGUCUCAAAAGUUGAGUAAAGUUUUUUCUUUCUCUUGGGAAUUGUUAUGAAUUACACUGAACAAGUCAUUUCAUGACCCACUUCUUACAGUUGGAGUAGAAUCACACUUGAGUGGUCUAUAGCAGUGGUCAUCCUUGGGCCUCCUGCUUGGGGAGCUUUAAAUCAAGGCGACAAGACUUGAAAGAUUUCCUUGUAUACUUACUUUUUCAAACGUGGGACAUUGAGGCCAUAAUUUUUAAAAGCUUAAACCUUCAUCAUAACAUGAAAUGAUUUAAUUCCAAGGGCAUUAGCUAUGUUCCGUUUUCCCAGGACCCCCACACAGGUCCUAUCGCUUUGACUGUUAAAGCUGAACAACCCUCAGCCCUGGUCUGGGACUUUGGAGAAACAUCAGUCUUCCGUUGGAAAUGUUGAUCUAGAUUUCUUGUUUAAUAAUCUCACAGCUUAUAUUUCUGUUCUUUUGCUUCUGGAAAAGUGGAAUGGGAUAAACAUGAGUAAAGAUACUUAGGAGAGCUUACUAGAUUUGGAAUUUUUUUUAUGUUUAACACAGUCAAAUGAAAGUUGAAUGUAAAUGGCCAUUGUGCAGACAGCAGGAGAGAACAGAGCAGCACUGUCUAGCAGUUUUGGGCUAGCCAGCCAGCUCUCUUUUCCACUCCCCCGUCUCUGUCUCCUGCCUUCACCCUUCAAUGGAAAGCGAAUGCGAUCGGAGUUCCCAUUGUGGCUUAGCAGAAAUGAACCCAACUAGUAUCCAUGAGGAUGUGGGUUUGAUCCUGGCCUCGCUCAGUGCAUUAAGGAUCUGGCAUUGCCAUGAGCUGUGGUGUAGGUCAGAGAUGUGGUUCGGAUAUGGUGUGGCUGUGGCUUAGGCCAGCAGCUGCAGCUCUGAUUUGACCCCUAGCCAGGGGAACUUCCAUAUACCGCAGGUUAGGCCCUAAAAAGCAAAAAAGGAAAAAGAAAAAGAAAGAAACUGAAUGCCAUCAGUCACACCAAAGGAGUGACUCUCCGUUACAAACCUCUUUGUGAGAAACCUCAACUUGAAGGAAGAACUCCUGUAAAAUGCACCUCAAGAGUAGCAUUCUGCCUCUAGAGAAGAGGUUUUUGGUAACAGGGCUUGAAAAUGAGCUAGAAGAGAAGAGAAAUCUACUCCAGAUGCUGCUUUUUCGUCUGUCUUUACGGGGUACCAGAGGUGUGAAGUAUGUAAUGCUUUGGAACAGUGAUUGCAUUGGAAGUUUUAUUAGGGUCAUCAUGCUUAAAGCACCAGCCAGCCAGAAACCAGUGAAGUUUCCAAGGAAAGGGGAUUGAACCAACUGUUGGCAUCUCUUCUGAAGACGGCAGUUUUGUGGAUAAGUUUUUAAUGUUCGGGCAAUGGUUGCAUCUGGCACUUUAAAAAAUAUAUACAUAUAUAUUUAAUAACUGUUGUUUCUCCUUAGGAAUAAGACUCUAGAGCUGUUUUGUACUGUGAAAUUACCGAUGCUCUUUGAAGGAAAGGAAUAUUGAUUCUAAUGUUCUUCAGAAGCUCUGGCAGGGAUAAGCAGGACGCCCAACUGGAACGUAUACUAAAUGUAAUCAGACAAAUUCUAUUUUCUUACUCGAGCAAAUAUUUUAUUGAGACGGCUAUGUAUGGCAAAGGAGCCCACAACUUCAGCUACAUAACUUUUUAUAUUAAAAGAACUCAUGCUUUUUGUAGCUUUUAUUCCACAUUUAAUUUAGAAUGACUUUAUAGCACUAACAUGCCUAGCAGAAGACUAUACUCCAGACCUAUAAGGAAAUUUUUAGUUUUAUGAAGAAAUAACACUUCAGUGGUUCAAUUUCUCAUGUCUUCGGUGCUAUUGGCCAUAAGAGCACCAGUUGACAACACCACAACCACGUGGAAACAUAUUUUUGGAAGCAAAACUUUAAUUUUCUACAACAUAUGCUAUGGAGAGUGAAGAAAAUUUAAGGACUACUUGUUUUUUUUUUUUUCCUUCAUAUGGAGUCCACUGUGUUGAAGACUUCAUAGUAUGUGAUUGUCUAACCUUUUUUUUUUUUUUUUGUAAAUUAGAAUAAAAUCUAGUGUGAUCAUGAUCAUUGAAAGGAUUUGUUUGGAAAGUUACAUUUUAUUUGUGAUUUUUUUUAAUCAGGGUAACUAUAAACUUAUAAACUUGACUGGUUUAUUCAGCUUACUAUGUUGUUUUGUUCUUAGCGCUAAUACUUGUGACUCAUGGAGAAUUACAUCAACUAACUUGAUAAAUCCCACAUGCAUUUUAUUUCCUAGUGAACUGUGUAAAUUUUAUUUUUGUUGAAGAUUAUAUGUUGAAUCAAUGUUAUGUUCUCAAACCACUUCUUGAGAAGGAGGUUCUGAUUUGAAAUUGUAUCAUUUCCUUCAAAAUGAAGGGCAAGUGCUUAAUUAAAUAAAAGAUUGAUGACAUCUUUUAAACCA
Sus scrofa (pig) is the source of this 5500-nucleotide messenger RNA. It is a transcript of the gene LRATD2, whose product is annotated as LRAT domain containing 2. Lineage: Eukaryota; Metazoa; Chordata; Mammalia; Artiodactyla; Suidae. The record is from RefSeq and is a predicted model, not a curated record.